This is a messenger RNA of Ornithorhynchus anatinus (platypus), 5282 nucleotides long. RefSeq names its product DENN domain containing 5A (gene DENND5A). Bases 350 to 4336 code for a protein of 1328 amino acids. The record is from RefSeq and is a predicted model, not a curated record. The transcript has 24 exons. Lineage: Eukaryota; Metazoa; Chordata; Mammalia; Monotremata; Ornithorhynchidae. Gene Ontology annotation, molecular function: small GTPase binding; guanyl-nucleotide exchange factor activity.
UGGGGAAGGGGUGGACGAUGCAGCGCAGGCCGGCGGCGCUCCGCUCCCCUCCAUCAUGGCAGCAGCGGCGGUGGCGGCGGGCGGAGCAACAGUCGCAGCCGCCGCGAGGGCCGGAGCUGCAGCGGCUGCAGCGGCUGCAGCAGUUGCAGCUGCAGUAGGGGAAAGGACCGGAGCUGCCGGAGCUGCAGGAGCUGCAGAGGAAAGGACCGGAGCUGCGGGAGCUGCAGAGGAAGGGACCGGAGCUGCGGGAGCUGCAGGAGCUGCAGAGGAAAGGACCGGAGCUGCAGCUGCAGGAGCUGCAGCUGGGGGUCCUUGAGCUCCCGGAGGGAACACCACCGGCAGCGGCACCAUGAGCGGCCCCGGUGGGGGCGGUGGGGGCAGCAGCAGCUCAGCCCCCAGCCGCUUCGCCGAUUACUUUGUCAUCUGCGGGCUGGACACCGACACCGGGCUGGAGCCGGACGAGCUGUCGGCUUUAUGCCAGUACAUACAGGCUUCUAAAGCCAGAGGUGGUGCCAGCCCUUUCAUUUCCAGUGCCGCAGAAGGGGAAAAUUUUGAGCAGACACCUCUGAGGCGAACGUUCAAGUCCAAGGUUCUCGCCCGUUAUCCUGACAACGUGGAGUGGAAUCCCUUUGACCAGGAUGCAGUGGGAAUGCUGUGCAUGCCCAAGGGGCUGGCAUUCAAGACCCAGGCGGACCCCAGGGACCCCCAGUUCCACUCUUUUAUCAUCACCCGGGAAGACGGCUCGCGGACGUUCGGCUUCUCCCUGACGUUUUACGAGGAGGUGACCAGCAAGCAGAUCUGCAGCGCCAUGCAGACGCUCUACCACAUGCACAAUGCCGAGUACGACGUGUUCCACGUGGCCCCAUCCGAUGGUGGGGAGGGCAGGGGGGACUCCGAGGACUGCGACGCCACCCCCGGGACCAAACUGCAGCGCUUCAACUCGUACGACAUCAGCCGGGACACGCUCUACGUAUCCAAGUGCAUCUGCCUCAUCGCCCCCAUGUCCUUCAUGAAGGCCUGCAGGCGGGUAUUGGAGCAGCUCCACCAGGCAGUCACCUCGCCCCAGCCUCCACCCCUCCCCCUCGAGAGCUACAUCUACAACAUCCUCUACGAGGUGCCCCUCCCUCCUCCCGGGCGGUCCCUGAAAUUCUCGGGGGUCUAUGGACCCAUCGUCUGCCAGAGGCCGAGCACCGGCGAGUUGCCCCUCUUCGACUUCCCCGUGAGGGAGGUUUUUGAGCUGCUCGGCGUGGAGAACGUACUCCAGCUCUUUACCUGCGCCCUCUUGGAGUUUCAGAUCCUGCUGUACUCACAGCAUUACCAGAGGCUGAUGACAGUGGCGGAGACGAUCACGGCCCUCAUGUUUCCCUUCCAGUGGCAGCACGUCUAUGUGCCAAUCCUCCCGGCCUCGCUUCUGCACUUCUUAGACGCUCCCGUCCCCUACCUGAUGGGCCUGCACUCCAAUGGCCUGGAUGACCGGUCCAAGCUGGAACUGCCUCAGGAGGCUAACCUGUGCUUUGUGGACAUAGACAACCACUUUAUUGAGCUGCCUGAAGACUUGCCUCAGUUUCCCAACAAACUGGAGUUUGUCCAGGAGGUCUCCGAGAUCCUCAUGGCAUUUGGUAUCCCCCCGGAAGGGAACCUGCACUGCAGCGAAAGUGCCUCCAAGCUGAAGAGCCUAAGGGCCUGUGACAUUGUGUCGGACAAGCGGAACGGGAACCUUGCCAGCUCUCCUCUGAAUUCCUAUGAACUUCUCAAGAAAAAUGAGACCAUCGCUCGGCUCCAAGCCCUGGUCAAAAGGACCGGGGUGAGCUUAGAAAAGCUUGACGUUCGGGAGGAGACCAGUAGCAAUAAGGAUCUCAAAGUCCAGUGCGACGAAGAGGAGCUGAAGAUUUACCAGCUGAACAUUCAAGUCCGGGAGGUCUUUGCAAACCGUUUCACUCAGAUGUUUGCCGACUAUGAGGUCUUUGUCAUCCAGCCCAGUCAAGAUAAGGAGUCCUGGUUCACCAACAGGGAGCAGAUGCAAAACUUUGAUAAAGCAUCUUUCUUAUCAGACCAGCCCGAGCCCUACCUGCCCUUCCUUUCCCGGUUCCUGGAGACGCAGAUGUUUGCCUCCUUUGUGGACAAUAAGAUCAUGUGCCACGAUGAUGAUGACAAAGACCCCGUGCUGCGGGUGUUUGAUGCGCGGGUGGACAAGAUCAGGUUGCUAAAUGUCAGGACCCCCACCCUGCGGACAUCUAUGUACCAGAAGUGCACCACUGUGGAUGAAGCAGAGAAGGCCAUUGAGAUGAGGCUGGCCAAGAUCGACCACACGGCUGUGCACCCCCACUUACUAGACAUGAAGAUUGGGCAGGGCAAGUACGAGCCGGGAUUCUUCCCCAAACUGCAGCCGGACGUGCUGUCCACCGGCCCGGCCAGCAAUAAGUGGACGAAGAGGAACGCACCCGCCCAGUGGAGGCGGAAGGAUCGGCAGAAGCAACACACGGAGCAUCUACGCCUGGACAACGAUCAGAGGGAGCGGUUGGACUUUUCCGCUCCCAAGCUUCAGAUGCAGUUUUAUUUAGCACGGAGCCAGCCCGGGUGGUCUUUCAGGUCCUCUCUAAAACCGAUGUCCGACCUUUACCUGAAAUACAUCCAGGAGGCCAGGAACCUUGGCAGCAACAUCCGCCAGCCCAAAUUAUCGAACCUCUCACCAUCCGUGAUUGCGCAGACCAACUGGAAGUUUGUUGAGGGUUUACUGAAAGAAUGCCGCAACAAGACCAAGAGGAUGCUGGUGGAGAAGAUGGGCCGGGAAGCCGUGGAGCUGGGCCACGGGGAGGUGAACAUCACUGGCGUAGAAGAGAACACUCUGAUCGCCAGCCUCUGUGAUCUGCUGGAGAGAAUUUGGAGCCACGGCCUGCAGAUCAAGCAGGGUAAAUCAGCCUUGUGGUCUCACUUGUUACAUUACCAGGAAAACAGGCAGAGGAGGCCAACGUCAGGAAGUUUAAGUACCUCAGGAAUCCUUCUCGAUUCAGAACGGAGGAAGUCUGAUGCCAGUCCAGCGAUGUCUCCUCUAAGGGUGUCUCUCAUUCAGGAUAUGAGGCACAUCCAGAACAUUGGAGAAAUCAAAACAGAUGUCGGGAAGGCCCGAGCCUGGGUCCGGCUGUCCAUGGAAAAGAAGUUGCUUUCCAGACACCUCAAACAGCUUCUUUCGGAUCAUGAACUGACCAAGAAGCUGUACAAGCGUUACGCCUUUCUGCGCUGUGACGAUGAGAAGGAGCAGUUCCUCUACCACCUGCUCUCCUUCAAUGCUGUCGAUUACUUCUGCUUCACCAACGUCUUCACCACCAUCAUGAUCCCGUACCACAUCCUGAUCGUCCCAAGCAAGAAGCUCGGUGGGUCCAUGUUCACUGCCAAUCCCUGGCUCUGCAUUUCGGGCGAGCUGGGCGAGACACAGAUCCUGCAGAUCCCCAGGAACGUCUUGGAGAUGACCUUCGAGUGGCAGAACCUGGGGAAGCUUACCACCGUCCAGAUCGGGCACGACAACUCAGGCCUCUAUGCCAAGUGGCUCGUGGAGUAUGUGAUGGUCAGAAACGAAAUCACGGGACACACGUACAAAUUCCCCUGUGGCCGGUGGCUGGGGAAGGGUACGGACGAUGGGAGUCUGGAGAGGGUCCUGGUCGGGGAGCUGCUCACAUCGCACCCUGAGGCAGAUGAGCGGCAGUCUCGGACCCCACCCCUGCAGCAGUCCCCCAGCAUGAUUAGGAGACUGGUCACCAUCUCCCCCAACAACAAGCCAAAGUUGAACACGGGGCAGAUUCAGGAGUCCAUUGGGGAAGCGGUCAAUGGCAUCGUGAAGCAUUUCCACAAGCCUGAGAAAGAGAGAGGCAGCCUGACCCUGCUGCUGUGUGGGGAGUGCGGGCUCGUGUCUGCCCUGGAACAAGUUUUUCAGCACGGUUUUAAAUCGCCCCGGCUCUUCAAGAACGUCUUCAUCUGGGACUUCCUGGAAAAAGCACAAACCUACUAUGAGACCCUGGACCAGAGUGAGAUGGUCCCUGAGGAGAACUGGCAGACACGGGCCCGGAACUUCUGCCGCUUCAUCACAGCAAUCAACAACACCCCACGGAACAUCGGCAAGGACGGAAAAUUCCAGACGCUGGUGUGCCUGGGUGCCAGAGACCACCUCCUCCACCACUGGAUCGCUUUGCUGGCGGACUGCCCCAUCACGGCACAGAUGUAUGAGGACGUGGCAUUGAUUAAGGACCACACCCUUGUCAAUUCCUUGAUCAGAGUGCUGCAGACCUUACAGGAAUUCAACAUCACUCUGGAGACGUCGCUCGUCAAAGGGAUUGAUAUCUGAGCGCCAGGAAGGGGAAGGAUCUUGGAAGGCAAGGAGGAGCACCCCGGGCGGGACCUAAGAGCUUCCAUCUGGGAAGAAGUGCCGCCCCCACCUCAGUCGGCUUCAGCUUGGCCGUAACAAGCAACUUUGACUUUUCUUCUUGAAAGGAACUCCACGCAGAGAGCAGGAAAUGGAUAGAAGAUGUAAACUCAAUGUACAAAACAGAGAGAGGAUUUUGGAAUAAAUAAUCUAUUUUAGAGUUUAUUUGCUGAUUUGCUUUUUACACACUUUCAUGUGAAAGAGAGAGGGAGAUGAGUAUUUUGCAGCUUAUUUUGAAGCUGCGAUAUUUCCUUGCCAUUAGAAAACAUGCAGUGAGCCGUCUAGUAUCCUCCAACCCUGUCCUCGGAUGUGCCGUGUGUGUGUGUGUUAUAGAUUGAGCGUCCAUACCCCAUUGCUGUUAAUAAGGUCAUUGGACAUAGUUUUUAAACUAAUAUUUUAUAUAUUAACAUUAUUACCGAUGUUUUGAGUUACCGCAUUAUGUCAUUGCUGUGCUGAAAGGGAAAACUGUAAACUCUGUUUUGUUCAUUUUGAAUCUCCUCAGAGCGUCGAUUGGUCAGUCAAUCACUUUUCUUUACUUCUGUUGUCAGUAUUAUUUUGGGAAGAGCCAAGGACCGAACCAUGCAGUUGUUCAGAGAUCAAAGUUGCAUUUUUCCUCUUGGUACGUAAUUGCACAGGAGAAAACUGUAAGCAUGUAUUUUAAUAGAUUUUUUUUUUGCAGGAGGGAGGUUUUUUUAAUUUAUUUAACCCUCCAAUGUGUUUCGUCAGUCUUUUUUUUCCUUUUUUUUGAAGAUAAAGGAAAUCCCUUUGGCAGUCUAACUGGCUAGAUUAUUGUUGUUACACUUCUGUUGUUUCGCAAUUUAGAAACCAGUUGCAGUACAGCCCACUUAAUAAAACGCCUGAAACUGAA